Homo sapiens (human) is the source of this 1580-nucleotide messenger RNA. RefSeq names its product major histocompatibility complex, class II, DQ alpha 1 (gene HLA-DQA1). Lineage: Eukaryota; Metazoa; Chordata; Mammalia; Primates; Hominidae. The record is from RefSeq and is marked reviewed. Gene Ontology annotation, cellular component: lysosomal membrane; Golgi apparatus; endosome membrane. Gene Ontology annotation, biological process: antigen processing and presentation; immune response.
ACAAUUGCUCUACAGCUCAGAACAGCAACUGCUGAGGCUGCCUUGGGAAGAGGAUGAUCCUAAACAAAGCUCUGAUGCUGGGGGCCCUCGCCCUGACCACCGUGAUGAGCCCUUGUGGAGGUGAAGACAUUGUGGCUGACCAUGUUGCCUCUUACGGUGUAAACUUGUACCAGUCUUAUGGUCCCUCUGGGCAGUACAGCCAUGAAUUUGAUGGAGACGAGGAGUUCUAUGUGGACCUGGAGAGGAAGGAGACUGUCUGGCAGUUGCCUCUGUUCCGCAGAUUUAGAAGAUUUGACCCGCAAUUUGCACUGACAAACAUCGCUGUGCUAAAACAUAACUUGAACAUCGUGAUUAAACGCUCCAACUCUACCGCUGCUACCAAUGAGGUUCCUGAGGUCACAGUGUUUUCCAAGUCUCCCGUGACACUGGGUCAGCCCAACACCCUCAUCUGUCUUGUGGACAACAUCUUUCCUCCUGUGGUCAACAUCACCUGGCUGAGCAAUGGGCACUCAGUCACAGAAGGUGUUUCUGAGACCAGCUUCCUCUCCAAGAGUGAUCAUUCCUUCUUCAAGAUCAGUUACCUCACCUUCCUCCCUUCUGAUGAUGAGAUUUAUGACUGCAAGGUGGAGCACUGGGGCCUGGAUGAGCCUCUUCUGAAACACUGGGAGCCUGAGAUUCCAACACCUAUGUCAGAGCUCACAGAGACUGUGGUCUGCGCCCUGGGGUUGUCUGUGGGCCUCGUGGGCAUUGUGGUGGGGACCGUCUUGAUCAUCCGAGGCCUGCGUUCAGUUGGUGCUUCCAGACACCAAGGGCCCUUGUGAAUCCCAUCCUGAAAAGGAAGGUGCAUCACCAUCUACAGCAGCGGAAGAGUGGACUUGCUACAUGACCUAGCACUAUUCUCUGGCCCGAUUUAUCAUACCCUUUUUCUCCUGCAAAUGUUUCUCCUCUUACCUUUUCUCUGCUUUUUUUUUCUUAAGCUUCUGUAUCCCCUCAGAGCUCACAAAUGCCUUUGAAUUCUUUCCCUGACCUCCUGAUUUUUUUUUCUUUUCUCAGGUGUUACCUACUAAGAGAUGCCUGGGGUAAGCCGCCCAGCUACCUAAUUCCUCAGUAACAUCGAUCUAAAAUCUCCAUGGAAGCAAUAAAUUCCCUUUAAGAGAUCUAUGUCAAAUUUUUCUAUCUUUCAUCCGGGGCUGACUGAACCUAUGGCUAAGAAUUGUGACACUCUCAUGUUUCAAGCCAAUUUCAUCUCAUUUCCCAGAUCAUAUUUCAUAUCCAGUAACACAGAAGCAACCAAGUACAAUAUAGCCUGAUAAUAUGUUGAUUUCUUAGCUGACAUUAAUAUUUCUUUCUUCUUUGUGUUCUCACCCUUGGCACUGCCGCCCAUCCCUCAAUUCAGGCAACAAUGAAGUUAAUGGAUACUCUCUGCCCUUUGCUCAGAAUUGUUAUAGCAAAAAUUUUAAAACCAAAAAAUAAGUUUGUACUAAUUUCAAUAUGGCUUUUAAAAGUAUGAUGGAGAAAUAAAUUAGGAUAAAGGAACUUUGAAUCACAAAAAUAUCAAAAGUAAAAAUUUAUUCUCAAAA